CAUUUUCGACCCAUGGCAGAGGUCUCUUUUCCUCGCGAACGCAAGCACAGCGAAAUACAGAGAAAAGAAGCCUCUGCUAGCAGGGAAGCAUCUCAGCCAAACAAGAGACUAAAGCGAUGUGAUGAGACAGGUGACGAGCCAAGUUUUGAGAGGAAGAUUGGGCUACGAUCAACAAAAAGAGUGACAACACGAUAAUUAUCGACGCUCCAUAGAAACACGGCCACUCGAGGAUGAAUUACAAACCACACUAAUACUGAGGCGUGACAGCUGAGCCUAAAAGCAGAACGUUUUCUAACAUUAGAUGCCUAACUAGAGUGGAUAUCAAAGUGUGGAAAUUACUGUUCUUUCUGCCAUGAAACUCAACGAGAGAAGACGCAAGGAAAAGGGACUUGUAAACCCAACACGAGGAGAGCAAGACAAGACCAUGUUUGGACGCUGGAAACUCCAGAAAGAGGUUCUUUUAAGAGAUGAGAUAGGAAUUGGCUCAUGGCUAGAAUAUCAGCAAGGAAUGCGCAAAGAGUGGAAAAAACAGUGUCCUCUGGUGGAACUCUUUGAAAGAAGGAGAUACCUUGACGCAAUAAAAGAAAAAUCCGUAUCUGCAAAUUCUACACAAACUGACACAGCACAAGAUGGCACAACCAAAACAGAGAUAGAGGAAACAUCGAAUAGUGAGCCUACAGAAAGGUCACACACAGACAAGGAUGAUGACAGACAAAAUGUAGAAACAGAUAAAACUUGUAGCAUUCAAAACUUAGAAACAAACAAAUGUAGAUGCGGGGAAACCUUAGAAACAGACAAAAGAGAAGGCGGACAAAAUAAAGAUACAUCUAAGGCUAAUAACACUGAUGAGAAUAUGGAACUAGAUUCCGAAAUACACUUCCAAAAGCUAAACGAUAAAGAAGAAAAUGGAUUUGAAAAGGAUCAAGAAACUUCGCGCACAAAAUCACAGGCGAGCUCAUCUAAUUUGAGCUGUGCUAGAUCAAGGCGAGAGGCAAGUGGGAGAGAUUCGUCGGCGUCGAAUCUAUCCAAUAAAUCCAACCUAUCGAGGAGGCUUUUUACUCCCAACAUAACACCAAGGAAGGCAUCAGAUACGUCUCUAAGGCGCACCCAUGCACUACUUCUAUCUGAAGCUGAUACAGCUUCUACUAAAACCAAGUGGGAAAGCCAGUUUUUCUUCCAUUCUAAGGAUUUUAUUAGAGUUAAGCACGUCGAUCCUGUUUAUCAAGACUAUCUUACGAGAAUCAUGCGUUUUGAAGAGAAAUUGAGAAGGCAGACGGAUAGUAGGGUGAGUAAGAGCGUGCUUGAGAUGCGGCCUGGAAGAGCUGAAAAGGAGAGGACGUCUGAGACACUUCGCCCUGUUGCCACAACUAGCGUCGUGUUCACACAUGGAAUGAUACAGCCUGUUAACGAUCAAUUCGCACCAAACAAUGAUAAACACUUGCGUAAGCAGAAUAUUUGUAACAGGAGAAUACAGCUCCCGCCAUUACUAAGAGAAGACUGUAUGGAAAAAAGUAAAAUUAAGCUUAAGGGCAAAAAGAGCGCGAGCUCGAGCAGCUCCGAAGGGACGGCGAGAAGCGUCUGUGUAAAACAAAAAAGGGAGGAUCCAGAAACCAAACCCUUCACUUUAAAUCUAGGGGAUUUACAACAGAGUGGAGCAGAGCGUGGCACCAAGAAUGACUCGGUUACCGUUAAAAGUGAGAGACAGACGGUAGUGAGUGAAAAAAAAUUCAAUUUUGACAUUCUCGAGAAAUACGCGUUUGUCCGUAAUAUCAAGCGUGGUGACAGCUUCAAGGAAUACAUGAAAAGCAUACAGGAAAUUCGUCAGAGAUUUGGCCAGGAGCGCGCAAUGCUGGCAGCGUCCCCGAGCGAAGCAGUUUACAGGGAUAAGAAAAGACGCUCCAAGUACGACGGCGUGCCUAACGAGGAGUUAUCUUUCGAAAGCGUGCGCGCACUGUGGUACGAAGCACAAAGGCACAGGCUAGCGCGGCAAAUCUCAGUUCAGAAGAAUACCGGUCUCGCGUUAGGGCUGAAGGGAAAGAAUUACAUGGUGGUGACGGUGGACAGGAAUAGGUGUGCAUCCCACACAAGUGGGAAGCUAGGUGAGACAGCGACAAAAAGAACGAGAGAGAAUAGCGGCAGGAUGUCCCCGUAUUUUUGCCCCCGCCAGCGAACGAGAGAAGUGACGAAAAAGAAAAUAGAAACCAUCAAUUAUUUAAAAAGAGAUUCAGCACAAUAUGAGAAAGAAUCAAAAGAAAAGGAAGACGAGGGUCAGGGAGUUCUGGACAUAAAAAUAGGAGUCACAAUAGCCAACACUGGACUGCGUUACAGCAUCCCAGGGCGGUCAUCGUCUAGCCAUGAGUCCGGUCUAGGAGAAUAAUAUCUGUACAAUGCAGGUGAAACAGAGGGUCCAACAUGCACGGAAACGAGCACGCACAAGCAAACGCAGGUAAAAAAUACGGGAAUCAAGAAAACGAUGUCGAUAAGAAAAAUUUUUUUGUGUGGAAUUCGCGCAAAGUUUACAUGCUAUGAACAACUUAAGUCUUAUACCACAGGCUUAUUCUCAGUGAAUUUUCUCGAACCCACUUGACUUGUUUGUUCACUAAUUUCGGCAUGUGUCUUGAGUGUUUUCACUGAUGUGCUUGAUAGCACAGGAAAACAUAAAAAAAAUGCAUCAAAAGGCUGAAAGGUUAGGUGUUGGCAAGCCAAAAGCAAAAUGACAAAAACCUUGAAUUGAGAAACUAAAAGAAAUCUCGUUUUUGGCGAUCAAUAGAUUAGCUCGAAUCUUUAUGUACCAAGGACCUUGGAACUGUUUUGCUAAAAUUUGCGCUCAGAUGAGGAUAUUUCACGCUUUUUUGCCUUAGCUCUGUGCGUGACCAAUCGCGUCAUAGCGUGACCAUGUCACAGCCUCGCAUUUUUGCACUUAAACGUAAACAAUCACUCCCGCGAGAAUCACGAGUUAUAUCAGUUUAUGCAAGCAUUAUCUUCGGCUGAAUCGUGCGGAAUUUUCUGUAGUUGAAAAGAUUAAGCUUUGCAAAGAUAAAAACGGCAGCACCAAGAAACAUAACGCUUUCCGUGUUACAAAAGUCUAUGCUGAGCCUUACAUUGAUGCUGUUCCACCAAUCAAAAUCCGCCAAUCAAAACGUGACGUCUACUUACUUCUGAUGUUUGAGGAGUUGUGGAAAUUCCUGCGAAAUCUGACUAAAAACUUAUCCGGACAGAAAGAGCGUGGAAAUACAGUUGCUAUUUAUAUCAAGAACCUUGAGGUUGUAGUUUUCCUAUAGAGGAAACGUUAAUUAAUGUGUAUUUGUAAUCGUAACAAAAGACUUUAUUGAACCUGUCACUGUGCGGUUUGAAAUCCGCGGCAAGUCAUGUAAACAAUCCGCGAAAAUAAAUUAAAAAUUUAAUUUUAGCCAAA
This is a messenger RNA of Nematostella vectensis (starlet sea anemone), 3415 nucleotides long. RefSeq lists its product as uncharacterized. Bases 353 to 2377 code for a protein of 674 amino acids. The transcript is spliced from 8 exons. NCBI's taxonomy places the organism in Eukaryota, Metazoa, Cnidaria, Anthozoa, Actiniaria, Edwardsiidae. The record is from RefSeq and is a predicted model, not a curated record.